CGGGACGACUUCCUGGUGCGCAACAAGCUGGCGGGGAUGACGUACAAGGAGAUACGGCGCAAGGGCGGGUUCGCCGAGGCCGAGUCGACGCUGCGGGGGCGCUUCCGCACGCUGACCAAGCACAAGGACGCGCGGGUGCGGAAGCCCGAGUGGGCGGAUGAUGAUCUCCGCCUCCUCGAACAGGCCGUCCGCACGCUUGCCAGCGGCAACGACAUAUCCACGGCCAAGAUCCCCUGGAAGCAGGUCGCCGAGCACAUCUUCAACAACGGCGGGACGUACCUGUUUGGCAACUCGACGUGCCGUAAGAGGUGGGACGAGCUGGUGGCCGACGAGAUUGCGCGUGGAAAGGAUAUUGGGCAGCCGUUCUUUGAGUAG
Messenger RNA from Phialemonium atrogriseum, 375 nucleotides. RefSeq lists its product as uncharacterized. The transcript is spliced from 2 exons. The annotation marks the transcript as partial. The record is from RefSeq and is a predicted model, not a curated record. NCBI's taxonomy places the organism in Eukaryota, Fungi, Ascomycota, Sordariomycetes, Cephalothecales, Cephalothecaceae.